UGCUAGCAUCAUAGUGAUCGGAAUGCAAGCGUUUGAUCUCUCAAAUCUCAGCCAUUUAUCAAACUUAGAUCGAGCUGUGUAUAGCCGUUCUCGGUGAAAUGGCCUAUGGGUGCUGCACGCUGCAGAAGCAUGAACCUGAGAAUGCUUCUGCCGGUGGGGCAGCGAGGUGGUUUUUGUGACAAUCGGGGUGAUCGCAAUGGGCUGACGAUGGAUGAUACUGUGGAUGAUGACUUGAAUUACUCUACGGCUACUCCUACAUCUACAUUACGCUUACUCCUAAUGCGGGUAGAAAAAGCAACGCCGUGCGAUCCACAUUGGAAGCCGGUCAAUGACCGAGGAGCAGUUCCGGGAAUGGCUCCGGCACAUCGACCAGAACAAGGAUGGCCGAAUAAGCAAGGAGGAGCUGAACGCAGCAUUGAAAACCCUUGGGCUCAGAUGCAAACGGUUGAGGGCAUGGUGGGUGAUGAAGAAGAACGACACGGACAAAAGCGGCUACAUCGACACCGAGUCGGAGAUUCGGGCCCUGAUGGAGCAUGCUAGGAAGCACUGGGGCAUUGAUAUCAGGUCAAAGUAGUCAAGUAGGAGUUGCUACAAGUAGCUACCUUGUUUU
Ananas comosus (pineapple) is the source of this 610-nucleotide messenger RNA. RefSeq lists its product as uncharacterized. The record is from RefSeq and is a predicted model, not a curated record. NCBI's taxonomy places the organism in Eukaryota, Viridiplantae, Streptophyta, Magnoliopsida, Poales, Bromeliaceae. Bases 106 to 540 code for a protein of 144 amino acids. The transcript has 2 exons.